AUGGAGGUAGCAAAAGCGGAGGAAUCCACUGCUCCUGUAGCAGAGUUCUCGAUACAAGCGCUGAGACUCCUCUCGAGAUCCCUCCUCUUCCUUUCCACCCACUCCACCCACCCUCUCUUCGGCAUCCUCGCUGCCGCCUCCCUCCUCGUCAUCCUAUACCUCCCCCGCUCGCUCCUCUCCCUCGUCCUGUCCCCCGUUCCCAUCUCCACAUUCUUCCUCCUCGCUGCCCUCCUCCGCCACGGCUCCCCGCCGCUCAAGUGCCCCGCUGCUGUUGCCACCGUCGAUGACGAGGAGGAGGAGCUUACCUCACUCUGCCCGGAAACCAAGGCGGAAUCCUCCUGUUACCAUCAAGAAGUUAUCUUUAGCAAUAAUUUCAUCAGCUGCGGACGGAGGAGCAGGCCGCUCGAGAUCAUAUACGAAGAGUACGAGGGGGAGGAGGAGGAGGAGCGCGGCGGCGGAGGAUCGCACCAGUACCGGGGCUGGCUGCAAAAUGCCGACUUGGAAAGCGUGAGACUCGGGUCUCUCGGGUUCACGUACGCGGAGGAGGAGAAGUGGGGCGACGGAGGCUCGGAGGACUACCGGAUGUGGCCGCAAAAUGCCGACUUAGGAAGCAGGAGAGCGGGGCCGAUCAGGUUCGCGUACGGUACCGAUUCCGACACCGAGAGCAACGGUGGCUCGCAGGCUGCGUCGGAGGCGGAGGGGUCGAGCUCGCCGGAGGAACACCGGCUCAUGUGGGAGGACGACGAGGACGGGGACGACAUGAUCGAGAUCGAGCUCGAGCUCGAGGAGGAGAACAUGAUCGAGAUUGAUAUCUCCGGCGGCCGGUGA
Molecule: messenger RNA, 828 nt
Organism: Musa acuminata AAA Group (dessert banana)
Lineage: Eukaryota; Viridiplantae; Streptophyta; Magnoliopsida; Zingiberales; Musaceae
Exons: 1
Coding region: 1-828 (275 amino acids)
Source: RefSeq, a predicted model, not a curated record